UGUCAUUAAGCAUUAGAACUCGAACGAACGAUCGUGCCGAAGAACGUGGCUGAAUCUGAAUAAACUCAGUCCUUAAUUGUAAUUUAUUAUCUUGAUUGUUGGGUUAGUAAGAAUAAUAUCAUAAAAUAAUAAUUUAUAGUGCCUUAUACAUAUAUUUGGAAAAUGAUGUAUCACAUGAAGAAAAUAAUCGAUCACGAUAAAGAAAUCUUUUUGCCGAACUGCAUGUAUUCCGUAAAAUAUCGCACAGACCUUUUCCAAGAAGAUUAUAGCGAUAGCGACAUCGGUAUCAGUGCCCAGGUUAUCAAGUUUCUUAAGGGAUCAAAUAAAAUGACAGAGUUGGAACAACGCCAGGAACAAUUAUUAAAAAAAUUGGAUACUCUUUAUGAUAGAAUUAAAACAAUUAGUACCUACUGUAAAGUGGACAAUAUUCAAGAAACUAAAACCAGUAAACCAGAUAAAUGUCUACCUGCACCAGAAGAGGUUGUGUUGGUCCUCAGCCCAGACAAUUGGCCCUGGUAUCUCAAUCUUAUUUUAAAAAAACCUAUAGAUCUGAACAUUUCAUGGCACAUUCACUCUUCUGUACCAAAUGACAAAGUGGCUAAAAUUAAAAACUAUGUUAAAAAUUUACGAGAAACUAAGAGUAAUUCAACAAUCAAUUUAAGGCUGAUAUUUAAAUGUGUUUCGGCUGACACUGAGUUGAAGAUCUCUACCCUGGAUGUUCCUAUUGUUGGCAAUGUGAACAUAUUACGCUAUCUUUCUUAUGUUUAUCCAAGUGUAAUACCUUACAAUACUAAUGAUCAUCAAGUAGAAGCAUUGCUUGACAUCUGCCAUUUACUGGAGAGAGCAUCAGAUAAGAACAAAGAAGCACUUGUCAAGAAAUUAUUUGCAAAUGAAAAGAACUGGAUAAAUGGCAGUGAAUUUUCUAUUGUAGAUGUAGCCGCUUACAAUGUCAUAAAGCAAUGGAAGAAUGUACCUAAUUAUAUUUCAAAAACGUGGUUUGAAAAGACCAACAAGUUAUUUUUGUAAUUUUUAAUGUCAUGCAUGUACUUAUAUUAUUAACCGAUUAAAUAGCAUUUGACUCUUA
Molecule: messenger RNA, 1084 nt
Organism: Spodoptera frugiperda (fall armyworm)
Lineage: Eukaryota; Metazoa; Arthropoda; Insecta; Lepidoptera; Noctuidae
Exons: 4
Coding region: 163-1026 (287 amino acids)
Cellular component (GO): aminoacyl-tRNA synthetase multienzyme complex
Source: RefSeq, a predicted model, not a curated record